Alternaria atra is the source of this 1284-nucleotide messenger RNA. RefSeq lists its product as uncharacterized. The transcript is spliced from 5 exons. Bases 1 to 1284 code for a protein of 427 amino acids. Gene Ontology annotation, biological process: regulation of transcription by RNA polymerase II. NCBI's taxonomy places the organism in Eukaryota, Fungi, Ascomycota, Dothideomycetes, Pleosporales, Pleosporaceae. The record is from RefSeq and is a predicted model, not a curated record. Gene Ontology annotation, molecular function: DNA-binding transcription activator activity, RNA polymerase II-specific; zinc ion binding.
AUGCCGUCUCCACGGGAUCGCGGCAGUGUGGUCGAAAGCUCUUCGAGUGACUCGCCAACCUUUUCCGAUGGUGGAAAUGGGAGCGCGCGACCAUUGCCUCGCAGACCAAUUCCAAGGAAGGGACAUACCAAGUCACGCCGUGGUUGUUUUAACUGCAAGAAAAGAAGGAUUAAAUGUAACGAAAGACAUCCUGAGUGCAAUCAUUGUAUAAAGGCGGGGCUGCAAUGCGAGUAUCCAGCAAACAUUAUACAAGCGAUGCAGCGCCCUCCUACUUUGCCACAUACUCAGGAGGUAGGCAACCUACGAUCAACGCCAGGCGUUUUCUCUAUGGCGGAUAUGCGUCUAUUUCAUCAUUUUCUUAUAACUGCCUACCCGCAUCUCCCCGUUGGAGCCGACAAGAUCUGGAUCACGACGAUUCCUGGCUUCGCACAUAACUAUGAGUACCUCAUGCACUCAAUCUUGGCGCUAGCUGCAUCGCACCUAGAUGCUGUAACGCAUUCUGGUGUAGCAGAACAGGCUAUACAGCAUAGAAUCCUGGCUGUGAAGUCACUCAACGAAGCGCUCUCAGCACCUCCAAAGACCAGUUGCGAACGAGAUGCAAGGAUGGCCGCAGCUCUAGCACUUGCUUUCCAAUCAAGCCACUUGCAGGAUGGCAUGGCAGAAUUCCUCACGAUGGUCCGUGGGUGCAACCUGAUUGGAGGCGACGAGACGCCGUUGAGAGACGAUUCAGUCUUCAAUGCAUUUCGUGACGACGGUCAUAUUCAGACAAUGCAAAAUCGCAUCGGAACAUCGUCGCUUACCUGCGUUAACCACGAUGAUCUCGACAUGGCAGCGUUGUCUCUCAACCUCGUCAAAGCUAUAAAUAUGUCCGACUGGGAGCGGUCAUACUGGGAGAUACUAGUACGCACAGUUAGUCAUGCGUAUGAUCGUCCAGUAGAGACGUAUACGACCUUCGUCAUGCUCUAUAACACACCAUCCCAAUGGACCCAUGAUGAGUUCCAAGCCUUCAUUGAUCCCAACAAUAGCGUUGCACAGAUUCUGCUCGCUCAUUUCAUCGCAAUCCAAGCUAUUCUUACACCCAUACUCUACCUCGAGAGGGUCGGCUUCGAGGGUGUGCAUGCACCGACUGCCGUGCUGGGUUGGAUCGACGGGAUUUACUGGAAUAUACCGUGUCACCUGAGGCACCACGUUGAGUGGCCCAGACAGGUGUCGCGAUAUCCCUUUACGCGAUUCAUGGGUCUGAAGCAGGUUGAAUACUGCGAUGUAGAUCCUCUUCUGGUUUAA